AUGGUAAUGUAAAAACAACAAAAAUUCAUAGUGGUAUGUGGAGGCGUAGCUUCUGGUAUUGGAAAAGGAAUAACAAUAGCAUCAUUAGCAGCAUUAUUAAAACAUACAGGAUUUGGAGUUUCUUUAAUUAAAAUAGAUCCAUAUUUAAAUAAAGAUGCAGGAUUAAUGUCUCCCUUUGAACAUGGAGAAGUAUAUAUAUUAGAUGACGGUGGGGAAGUAGAUCUUGAUUUAGGAAAUUAUGAAAGAUUUUUAGGUAUAAAUUUUACUUCUAAACAUAAUAUUACAUCUGGCAAAAUUUACUCAAGUGUUAUUGAAAAAGAAAGAUAAGGUUAUUAUAAAGGAUCAAUUGUAAAAUUUUUACCACAUGCAACUGAAGAAAUAAAAAAAUAAAUUUUAGAAGCAAGUUAAAUUCCUAUAGAUUCAUCAGAAAAACCACCAGAAAUCGUACUUUUGGAAUUAGGAGGUACUGUAGGAGAUUUAGAAUCUAUUUUUUUUCAAGAAUCAAUAAGAUAAUUAUAAUUAGAUUAUGGAAAAGAAAAUAUAUGUAUAAUAUUAGUUAGUUAUGCAUUAAAAAUAGAUAAUUCAGGUUAUAAAACAGCUCCUAUAAACAAUUCCAUAAAAGCAUUAAAUUUUGCUGGUUUAAACCCAGAUUUAGUAAUAUUAAGAUCCUAAGAAUAAAUAGAUGAUGAAUUUAAGUAAACAAUUGCUAAAGAUGCGAAUAUAUAAAGCUAUUAAGUAAUAAAUGUGCCUAAUUUACAAUUUUAAUUCGAAGUUUCUUUAAAACUAAACGAAUAAUUGACCAUUCCUAUAAUAUUAUAAAGGCUUCAACUUCCAAUUGUGAAAACUUCCAUAUAUUAUUUCCAGAAAAUGACUAAAUAUUGUCGAGAAAUAAUCUUUACGGAAAAAACUAAAACGAAAUUAAUAAAAAUUGGUUUUGUGGGAAAAUAUGUAGAGUAUUAAACUGAUCCGUAUUAUUCAGUUACAAAAGCAUUUGAAGCAGCCAGUUUUGAAGUAAGCUGUAGGUAUUAAAUUUUAUGGAUAAACCCUAAAAUAUUGGAAUAAUAACUACCAGAAGAUGCAUCAUAAAAUGACAAAGAUAUACACAAAAUGCAUUGGGAGUAAUUAAAGUAGGCCGAUGGGAUCUUUAUAGCAGGAGGGUAUGGUUAUAUGGGAUUCUAAGGGAAGAUUUUAGCUGCUUAAUAUGCAAGGGAAAAUAAUAUUCCAUGCUAUGGUGUUUGUUUUGGGUUUUAAGCUAUGGCUGUUGAGUUUGCAAGGAAUGUUAUUGGUAUAUUAGAUGCUUAGACUGAAGAAUUCAAAAAUGAUUAUGCAUCAGAAAAUUUUGUUAUUAAACUUUUGCCAGAUACUUCACUAAAUAAAUUAGGAGGAACGAUGAGAUUAGGGAAAAAAAAAACAAAUAUUUAUGAUCAUAAUUCUUUAGCUUAUAAAAUAUAUGGAAGUAAUGAAAUAUAAGAAAGACAUAGACAUAGAUAUGAAUUUAAUGAAUAAUAUAUCAAAUAAUAUGAAGAAAAAGGUUAUAUAUUUCCAGGUUUUUAAGAUUCGACACCUAGAAGAUAUUCAGUUAUUAAAUAUAUAUAAAUAAAUAUAUAAAUACAUAUAAAUAUAUAUAUAUAUAUUAAUAUUUAUAUAGUUUUCUGA
Ichthyophthirius multifiliis is the source of this 1656-nucleotide messenger RNA. RefSeq lists its product as hypothetical. Gene Ontology annotation, biological process: CTP biosynthetic process; pyrimidine nucleobase biosynthetic process. The record is from RefSeq and is a predicted model, not a curated record. Lineage: Eukaryota; Ciliophora; Oligohymenophorea; Hymenostomatida. Gene Ontology annotation, molecular function: CTP synthase activity; identical protein binding. The transcript has 6 exons.